Messenger RNA from Acanthoscelides obtectus, 4125 nucleotides. Lineage: Eukaryota; Metazoa; Arthropoda; Insecta; Coleoptera; Chrysomelidae. The record is from the annotation of a GenBank genome assembly.
GCUCAGUGACAGUUGCGUCACGACGCAAGACGUCGCGCGCCAUUAAAAAUAGCCACUUUGGCAAAUCGACAAAGCGACCGACGUCCCGAAACCGGCCAGUUGAACUUUUGCCGCUUCCCGACACGCCGGCGAAUCCCGGCAAUUCGCGAAAUACGCGAAACAUCCACGGUGCGAUGCGAAUUUCGCUCUGACGGAGAUACGAGCAUUUGGAUUUGGUUCAGGUGUGACGACAGCUACAGCAACAGGUAGGAAAUUGCUUGGCACCUGCACCGCCGACGAAUUCCAUCACGUGUUAUGAGAUAAGAAUAAUAGGAAAAUGCCAUACUACUCAGACAUCGGCACCUCCGGUAGUGCCAAGUCGCUGCUGCUCAGUGGCCCGUACGCGAACCAUUCCUCUAUCAUCGCGUCAAACUACAUCCCGUACUCCAACACACUCCCAAGACAGUACCGAGCAGGGUACAAGCCUCAACUUACCACGAUCAGCGAAUUCAAUUCGCCCCUUAGAAGAGUAGACUCGCCAAAGUUGUACCACUCUUCACCUAAAGUCGUAUCAAUCAGACCUAUCAAGAUCAUCGAUACUGCCGACAUCGACGUCUCAGUGAACAGAUACAGGAAAUUUAAUAAAUACGAAAGAACAAAACCCGAAAUCCUAGACCUUAAACCAGUUGAGAAAACACCGAGCCCGAAAACCGUGCAAGCUACCGAAGAGAAAGAAGCCAAACCUACAACUACAAUCAAGAGAGAAAGAGCUACAGUACGAAUCAAAACUGUACAUGAAGACACCUUUAAAGAUGAAAUCAAUGAAAUCAAGAGCUGGAGAGACAACUUUAAAGAAGACGAGCUGUUUGAGACUGGUGGAAAACGAGUGAGAAAAUCACCUGGAGAAAUCCUCAAGGAAAAGUUCCUAAUUCGUAGCAAAAGCAAGGAAAACAUAGCAAAGCUCGAACCUGCUCCGAAUAACAGAAGAAAAUCUGUCAGCAAGUCUCCCAGCUUUCGCGAUAUAUGUAAGGCUAUCACCACAGAUGACAACAUCGAUGAUCUGAAUCCUGGGCAACCUCUUGAAGUGCAAAUCAAACAAAGUAGACAAGUAUCUACAGAAGAUAUUAUCAAACAUAUCCGUAGAUCUUCUACUCAACUUAGUGCUGAUGAUCUAAACAUACUAGAUCACAUAUUGCAAAAAGAAUCUGAAGAGCCGGAACCUGCUCAUCCUGGGGCGAAGAAGAAGAAAGCUGUUAGGAAAAAAACUGGUGAAAUUUUGACAAGUGGGGAUACCGUGGCGGAUUCAGAGCAAGAAACGGAAGGUAGAGGUACCGUCAAGAAGAAAAAAGUGCUUAAGAAAGGUACUAGUGAUGAAAGUGUUGUUUCUGGUGAGUGUAAAAAGACUGAUGCAGACUUUGAUUCUAGGGGCAGUUUCAAGAAAAAACGAGAUUCAAGUAUAAGUAAGUCUAGCUCUAAGGACACACUACUAAUAGAUAGUUCUCCAGUUUGUGAUGAAAUUAUAGAUAAAUGCGAAGAGGUUGGUGACAUUAAACAACCAGAGAAACAUCUCGAUAAAUCAAAAGACUUGAAAGGCAAUAUAAUUAGGCUGAAUAAAGCACCAACCAAGUCUGAUCUCAUCAAAGACCAGUCAGAACUAAAAAUAACAACUCCAAUCAAAGUUGUAUCUGAUAUUAGCCCAAAAGAUAAACUUCUCGAAUUAUCUAGCAAAAAAGAUACUUUAAAACAAAAAGUAAUUAGCAAAUCUGACUCAAGCACUAGCUUGCCAGACAAAAAGAUUAUUACUAGCCUAAAUAAGUCAAACUCUAGUCAAAGUUUACCAGAAGACAAAGCCUUAGAUCUGUUUAAAAAGAAAGCUGACAUAGCUCAAGAUUUAUCCAAGAAAAAAACACUUUUUAGCAAAGCUGAAUCAACUACUAGUUUGCCAGAUGCCAAAGCUAAGGAGCUAGACAAAUCCAGCUCUUCUAAAAGCUUGCCUGAUGAGAAAACAAAUACGUCACAGUUGACGAAAAAAUCAAACGAAUUCUCAGAACUAUCUAAAGAUCUGCCUUUUCUACAACAAAAACCACUUGUCAAAAAAAGUGCAAACAAAGAAGUUACAGACAAAAACAAGAUGACUGAAUCGAUAAUUGCUCCAAAAAUGCCUACUGUUAGGGAUAUUUCUCAGGUCGAUAUUGAGCAGACAGUGUUUAAGCCGAAACCAGUAAUAACUGGUACAAUAGGUGAAAUAGAGGAGAAGAAAUCUCCACUCAAAGUUGUGGUAGACAAUGUCGAGAUUGUGGAAUCACCCAAGAAAAAAGACAAGAAGUUCAGGUUUAACCUUGACGUUGAAGUCAAGGCAGAACCACCCAAAGUCAAAAUGCCUAUUGAGAAUGGUACAGUAGAAUUACCAGCACCUAAAGAUCCUUUAGUGAUAGGAAUCUUGAAAAAGAAGCCUUUAUCGUUAGUAGGUCAAGUUCUUGAGGAAAAGGAGCGAACGCUUAGGAUUAAGAAAGUUGCAACUAAGAAAGAGACUGAUAGUACUGUUGUAGGUGUAGAGAAAUGUGCUCAAUCUGAUAAGAAAGCAGAUAGCAAGGUUCCUUUAUCACCAAAUGAUAAAGAAGAACCAAAAGGCGUUAUUAAAAGAAAGCUGUUUGUGACCAAGCCAUCUCACAGUUCAACAGACAGUUCUGCCCCUCCAAGUCCAGUAACACUUGCGUCUCCUUUCAUCAAAAAUGACGAUGUAUUUGCAAAACGUACUAUUGUCGUACCAAGGAAAAAAGUUGAUACAGAAGAGCCUACAGAAGACCAGAGAGGUAGCAGAAAUAAAUUUGUGGAUAACGAUGAUUUUGCGAGACCUCUAUCCCCUCUGAGGCACGAUAAAGAAGUUUUAGAUCAUACAACGACAGAAGUAAUGAAAGACAACACAACUGCUCAACAAAAAAGUGGUACCGAAGAGGCGACUCCAAAAAAGAAAGUUAUAAAAGUAGUUAAAAAGAAGAAUAUUACGCCAGCAUCAUCAGAAGAUCAGGAUUCAGUGGUUGUUAAUGGUGAGGCAAAAAUAGAGAAGAAUAAUUUGACUUUGAAGGAAGGAGGAAAAGCAAUAGCAAAUGGUGAAGUUGUGAAAAGUUCAGCUGACGGUGAAGUUGACGAUAAGGCGCCAAAGAAAGAGGCAGUUGCCAAGAAGGAGGAAGAGGUGUCUAAAGAUGGAGUAAAAGGUAGUGAAGGAGUUGAGGCCAAGCCCGAUGCGGAAGUUGAUGAGAGGAAGACAGGUAUCGUUAAAAAGGAAGUUGAAGAUACAACAGGAGGUGGAGUGAACAUAAAGACAGUGCCGCUCAAGGACGAGCCAGUGGUAUCAUCCGCGGACAAAAAACUUGUAUCAAAGCGUUCGCUAGUGCAGAAAGCGGAUAAAGACGACCCCGAUUUGCAGGUGUUCGUCCCGCCGGAGCCUGAGUCUAAACCUGAACCGGAACAGAAAGAGACUUUCGUGCCCCUGCAAUCAAACCGCCUGACGCAGUUCAUGCAGCCCUGGAAAAAACCGGAGCAGUUCGACGUGUGCCCGGUGGAAAUAUGGGCAAAGCCCAAGGUGAUCCGUGGAAGGCACUACCCCCGACCAAGGGGCCAUCCGGCAGUGCAGCCCCACAGCGACAGUGAAGAGGACAGCGAGAGCGAGGAGGAGUCUACCUCGUCCAGCAGCGAGGACGACAGCACUUCCGAGGAGGAAGAGGAGGAGUGCGAUGGAGGUACGACCAAAGUUGCUGGCGCCAGCACUUCCUCCGUUGAUUCGGGCUUUGGGUCGGGAGCAGCUUGCAAAAAGGGGCGGGGAGCCAACCCUCCGCUACAACUCUCCUCCUUUAUCCGGGCUUGGGACCGACACUGGCAGUCACUGAGCUACUCAAUCCACCCAGCAUCUACCAGAGGCGGAGUUAGAGCAAUAUCAUUUUCGAAAAAUCAGUAGUCCUUACCUAGAGGUUACAGUAAAGGAUCAGCUAGCCAGCUAAUCCUUAAUGAUUUAACCCUAAACUAAAUCAUCAAUUUACGUCAGUGUUUUACAAAAUGGGUGAUAAGGCCUCCUUGUGGUGGGCUGGGGACCUACGGUGGACGGUAAAGAGCAUAAAGGAAAUUUGAGGGCGUUGAAUUGAACUUGAG